AUGGGAAAUGGAAAAUCAAAGGAGGAAACAGUCAAGGAGAAGGCCAGGGAAUGGCAGCGACAAAUCCGUGGCGAGUCACGGCGCAUAGACCGUGACAUCUCCAGGAUGCGUCAGGAGGAAGAAAAACUGAAAAAGGAGAUCAAGACCAUGGCGGAGAAGGGUCAAGCAGCGAGCGUCAAGACCCUGGCGAGGCAGGUGGUGCGAUCGCGGAAGGCGGUUGCCCGACUCGAGAGGACGAAGUGCUCGAUGUCCGCGGUAAACCUUCACCUCACUACCGCAGUCGCAUCAAUGUCCACGGCGAGUGCGCUCAAAAUGUCCUCCGGCGUAAUGAAGGAGAUGAACAGGCUGAUGAAUGUUCCAGAACUGCAGCGAACCAUGGAGGACAUGCGGCAGGAGAUGAUGCGAGCAGAGAUCGCCGAUGAGAUGAUGGAGGAAGGUUUCCAAGAGUCGGACGAUGAGACCGAGAUAGACUCUGCUGUCGCCAGAGUUUAUGAGGAACUCGCUCUGGACAAGUCCCAGCUCUUGGACACAGGUGCAGCUGCGGCAGCUCCAGCCCCUGUGGCAACGCCUGCCCCGGAAGCGACAGAGGACCCACUGAUGCAGCGGCUGCAAGCACUGCAAAGGUGA
Symbiodinium sp. CCMP2456 is the source of this 627-nucleotide messenger RNA. Lineage: Eukaryota; Dinophyceae; Suessiales; Symbiodiniaceae. The record is from the annotation of a GenBank genome assembly.